Glycine soja is the source of this 471-nucleotide messenger RNA. Its product is annotated as F-box/LRR-repeat protein 3-like. NCBI's taxonomy places the organism in Eukaryota, Viridiplantae, Streptophyta, Magnoliopsida, Fabales, Fabaceae. The coding region runs from base 1 to 471 and encodes 156 amino acids. Gene Ontology annotation, biological process: SCF-dependent proteasomal ubiquitin-dependent protein catabolic process. Gene Ontology annotation, cellular component: SCF ubiquitin ligase complex. The transcript has 3 exons. Gene Ontology annotation, molecular function: protein binding. The record is from RefSeq and is a predicted model, not a curated record.
AUGGUGACUGAGAAUUGUCUUUAUCAACUUGGAUUAAAUUGCUCACUUCUCGAAGAGGUUGAUCUUACUGAUUGCUUUGGUAUUGAUGACAUAGCUCUAAGAUAUCUAUCAAGAUGUUCAGAACUUGUAAGAUUGAAAUUAGGAUUAUGCACAAACAUAUCAGACAUAGGAUUGGCACACAUUGCUUAUAACUGCCCAAAAAUGACUGAACUUGAUCUCUAUCGAUGUGUACGUAUUGGAGAUGAUGGGCUAGCGGCGCUAACGAGUGGAUGCAAGGGGUUGACAAACCUCAACUUGUCAUAUUGCAAUAGAAUUACAUAUAGAGGGUUGAAGUAUAUCUGCCAUCUUGGUGAACUAUCUGAUCUGGAGUUGUGUGGGCUUUCAAAUAUCACAAGUGUUGGUAUAAAAGCAGUUGCAAUAAGUUGCAAGAGAUUGGCAGAUUUAGAUUUGAAUCAUUGUGAAAAAAGUUGA